Molecule: messenger RNA, 1962 nt
Organism: Fusarium odoratissimum NRRL 54006
Lineage: Eukaryota; Fungi; Ascomycota; Sordariomycetes; Hypocreales; Nectriaceae
Product: branched-chain amino acid aminotransferase
Exons: 2
Coding region: 415-1650 (411 amino acids)
Biological process (GO): L-valine biosynthetic process; L-leucine biosynthetic process
Cellular component (GO): mitochondrion
Molecular function (GO): branched-chain-amino-acid:2-oxoglutarate transaminase activity
Source: RefSeq, a predicted model, not a curated record
GUUGUUUCCUAUCGAUAUCGCAGGGACAUUGUAGUGGAAAAAAGUUUGGCAGAAAAAAUAAAAAACACCAUCGCCGGAGCCGAGCCACCGCGCGGGCAGAGGCGGUCUAUCCGGGCCCGCGAGCGGCGGGAAGUUUUUCUGCCCCAGCUCGUGACUCUGCCGAACGACACAAAGGUGGAGACCGGAUAGCGGAGGGGGGGAAACAGUCAUACACGGGGUAAGUUUGUUAGGUAGUUUAGCCUUUCCGUGCCUACGUAUAUAAAGUUUGUCUCUGCUCUUUUGUCUUUGCUUGCUUUCUUUAUAGACCUCUCAUUGUGAACUCCGAUCUCGCUCUCUUCCUCCUUUGCAUUGACUCAAAAGAAGACCUUCGCUCAGAAACAACAUUCACUCGAUCUUCAAUCCCCAUCAGCAAUCAUGGCUCCCUCCGCCGUCGAGACCCAGGACGUAAACCUCACAGCCGCAGCAAUCCACAAGAAAGAUCUCGCCCAGCCCACCGUCAACGGCACUCCCCAGGUCCAGGCUCCCCUCGACGCUUCAAAGCUCACAUACACAUACACACAAUCCCCCCGCCCCGUUCCCGAUGAAGCAAACGCUCACUCCGGCGACGAGACCAUCGCCACAGACCACAUGGUCCUCGCAUCAUGGAAGGUCUCUACCGGCUGGGCUGCCCCAGAGCUCAAGCCCUACGGACCGCUGAGCCUCAUGCCCACUGCCUCUGUGCUGCACUACGCUACAGAGUGCUUCGAGGGUCUCAAGGUUUUCCGUGGUUAUGAUGGGAAGCUCCGUGUGUUCCGCCCUGAUCGUAACGCUGCGCGUCUUCGCAUGUCGGCGAGCCGUAUCUCGCUUCCCGUCUUUGAGCCAGCAGAGGUAGAGAAGCUCAUCAUCGCUCUUCUUUCCGUCGACGGCACCAAGUGGCUUCCCGCCGAUCGCGCUGGAAGCUUCUUGUACAUCCGCCCAACCAUCAUCGGAACUGCUCCUCAGCUCGGUGUCUCUGCUCCCAAGGAGGCUCUCCUCUACAUUAUCGUGACCUACAUGCCCCGCAUGGACGCUCCCCCCGGCGGAAUGCGUCUUCACACAUCCCCCGACGACAUGGUGCGAGCCUGGGUCGGUGGCUUCGGGUACGCCAAGGUUGGCGCCAAUUACGGCCCUUCUCUGCUCGCCACGGCUGAUGCACGAACCCGUGGAUUCCACCAGAUUCUCUGGCUGUACGGUGCUCAGGGCGAGUGUACCGAGGCUGGAGCCAGUAACUUCUUUGUUGUCUGGAAGCGAAAGGAUGGCAAGAAGGAGAUCAUCACUGCUCCUCUCGAUGAUAAGCUUAUCCUUGAUGGUGUCACCCGCCGAAGCUGUCUUGAGCUGGCUCGUGAGCGUCUGGGUGAUGAGUAUGAGAUUACCGAGCGAAAGUACACCAUCGCUGAGGUCGUUGAGGCUGAUGCUGAGGGUCGUCUUAUCGAGUCUUUCGCUGCUGGUACUGCUUACUUCAUCUGCCCCGUCUCCCAGAUCCACCACCGUGGACAGGACAUCAACAUCCCCAUGGGCGCUGAGGGUGAAGCCGGCGAGGUCACCAGCAAGAUCAAGGGCUGGCUGGGUGACAUCAUGUACGGUCGCACAGAGCACCCCUGGGGCGUUGUCAUCCCCGAAAAGAAGCAGUAAACUGCCGAUUCAAAAGUGCAUUCCGAAAAGGAGCAUUAAAAGUAGAUUCAUGGAACGGCGUUAGCGGUGUUUGUUGAUACACAAAAGAGACCAGGUUGGUCAUGGGCACAUGCAUUGACAAAGAUGGAAAUGAUAGGUGCAGAUAGUUAAUGAGAUACGAAAUAGACGACCAGUUGAAAGUCAGCUCUGCUAUUGUACAUGUACAUGACGAAUUGGACAUGAGACUGCUGACACCAUAAUAGCCCACAAAUUGCUUCUAGUACAUCGUAUCGAUCAAUCGUCGAAGAGAUCCUGCAUCAUUUUCAAAGUCUG